Molecule: messenger RNA, 1953 nt
Organism: Rhizoctonia solani
Lineage: Eukaryota; Fungi; Basidiomycota; Agaricomycetes; Cantharellales; Ceratobasidiaceae
Product: Transmembrane amino acid transporter protein
Exons: 12
Coding region: 1-1953 (650 amino acids)
Biological process (GO): amino acid transmembrane transport
Cellular component (GO): vacuolar membrane
Molecular function (GO): amino acid transmembrane transporter activity
Source: RefSeq, a predicted model, not a curated record
AUGGCUAGCAAUACCCCGAAUCAACGUUCGCAUCCAACUCUCAUACAGACAACUGGGACUCCGAUUCGCUAUGGAACGCCGGUCGGGCAAGGGACACACUUAAUAGGGACACCAAUCCCCAGACAGAAUUUACAAGUCCAGGGUGGGGAUCCCGACACACCGAGAAGAAGUUCGUUUUCAGGCCGAAUGAGGGCGGCGUCUCUCAGUGUCCGGGAUGCAAUUGGAUCAUAUCAACACUCCCAGACUCAGCUUUAUGGUACUUUUUUGGGCUCCCCCUCGAACGUCAGCCAUAUGCGAAGAAGAUUGGAAGAUGAAGAGGCCAAUGUAUCGGAGGAUGGGGAUCUCACUGGCGAGGAGGAGUGGUCAGAUGAAGAACGGGAAGGUGAUGACUAUGACGUCGAUGAAGAACAAGAACAGGACGACGAAUCCCAUGACUUGGACGCUCAACGCCUAAUCAUUCGACCCGGACCGAUGCUCAACGAGUAUGGAACUAGUCCACGUUCCAUAUUACGCGAGCCUGGGUCUGUUGCGUCCAGUCCAGAUGAACGGCGGCUAUUACUCGCCACCAAGGUACCAACAUAUUCGGACAACGCGAGCGAUUCUAGGGGACGGCCCCUUGGACAAACAUUUACCAGUAAUUCAUCCCCUCGUACCCGCCGGCUCUCGAUAGUUAGUCGCCGGAAGAGCAUCUCCAGACCACCCCGGGGAUCUUCCAGUUAUGGACAAACUCUCUUCAACGCGAUCGCCAUCUUGCUUGGUGUCGGGAUGCUUUCGGAGCCACUGGCAUUCGCAUAUGCCGGAUGGGUUGGAGGUUUCAUCUUGAUUACGUUCUAUGGAUUUUUGACUUGCUACACUGCGAAAAUACUCGCACGAAUCAUUUUGUCCGACGGACGGUUGCGCACGUACGCUGACAUUGGUCAAAAGGCAUUCGGGCCAAGGAGCAAUGCCUUUACCAGCUUACUUUUCUGUUUGGAGCUUUUCUCUCUUAGGCGAGUACGCAUUUAUGUUGUGCUUGUAGUCUUAUUUAGCGAUAGUAUGCACGCAGUCGCACCACAAUUCUCCUCCCAUGAAUACAAAGUGCUAGGCCUUAUCAUGUAUGUCCAAGACAUCUGUCUGAUUUUGACUAUCGAUCUCACGAUCGCCGCGUCUACUCCUCACAUGCAUACUCAAGCUCCUGGAAGUCUGUGGGAAGCAGCGCCAACAGACUUGGCUCCCAACUGGGCCGCGCUUCCGGUGUCCUUUGGGCUUUUUAUGGCUGGCUUCGCUGGUCACGCUGUCAUACCUUCGUUAGCACGGGACAUGGCAGAGCCAGAACACUUUGACAGCAUGAUUAACUGGGCGUUCUUCGUCGCUACCCUUGUGUAUGGUAUUGUUGGUGCCGGCGGAUAUGUUAUGUUUGGGAGGGACGUAAGCGAUGAAGUUAGCGUCGACUUAAUGAAGAUACCCGAAUAUAAUCAAACUCUUAACAAGGUAGCUGUGUGGAUGUUGGUUAUCAGCCCAUUGACUAAAUUUGCCUUGUGCACUCGCCCUGUAAGAUCAACCCCGAUUUUUGUAAAUAUCACCAUCGAAAUUAUGCUCGGAAUCGAACAAUCUCAUGCCCCGGCUCAUUCACCCGAACGACCUCCCUCUCCAUCACAAAAACAGCAAGCACAUAUCGACAUGGUUCCUUCUCACCAAGCUCGCGAAAAGCGAAACAAUAUCCUGCGUGCUAUCGAGCGCACCGGUCUUGCUCUAGCCGUGGUUGCGGUUGCGAUUCUGUUCCCAGAAUUCGGAGUCGUCAUGGCCUUCCUUGGCGCAUUCAGCGCGUUUAUGUUGUGUGUCAUUGGCCCUAUAUGCGCCAAAUCUGCAUUGAACCGAAAGGUCGAAGUUCUCGACGCAUUUUUACUGGUUGUUGCAGUCGGAAUGGCUGGUGCUGGAACUUGGGUCGCGUUUGCAACAGGAAAGGGUGCAUAG